Molecule: messenger RNA, 938 nt
Organism: Tinamus guttatus (white-throated tinamou)
Lineage: Eukaryota; Metazoa; Chordata; Aves; Tinamiformes; Tinamidae
Source: RefSeq, a predicted model, not a curated record
CAUCCAGAGAUAAAAGCCCUGAUGAAGCCAGACACCAACUUGAUCUGGGUGGUUCUGCUGAUGGUUCUUGCGCAGCUGGUUGCGUUUUAUCUAGUUAAGGACUUGGACUGGAAGUGGGUGCUCUUCUGGGCAUAUGUUUUUGGAAGCUGCAUUAGCCACUCCAUGACUCUGGCUAUUCACGAGAUCUCUCACAACAGUGCCUUUGGCAACAGGAAAGCCAUGUGGAAUCGAUGGUUUGGAAUAUUUGCCAACCUGCCUCUCGGUGUGCCAUACUCCAUCUCCUUCAAGAGAUACCACAUGGAUCACCAUCGCUAUUUAGGGGGUGAUGGGAUAGAUGUGGACAUUCCCACCAACUUUGAAGGCUGGUUUUUCUGCACACCCUUUAGAAAGUUCAUGUGGAUUGUUCUUCAGCCUCUCUUCUACGCGAUCAGACCCCUCUGCAUCAAUCCCAAGCCAAUCACUCGCCUGGAGAUCAUCAACCUGCUGGCCCAGCUUUCCUUUGAUGUUGCCAUAUACUACCUGUGGGGAGCCAAGUCAGUUUGUUACAUGCUUGCAGGCUCAGUCCUUGGACUUGGUUUGCACCCCAUUUCAGGACACUUCAUAGCUGAACAUUACAUGUUUUUAAAGGGACACGAAACUUAUUCCUACUAUGGGCCCCUCAACUUGCUCACUUUUAAUGUUGGCUAUCACAAUGAACACCAUGACUUUCCAAAUAUUCCUGGCAAGAGCCUUCCACUGGUGAAGAAGAUAGCAGCUGAAUACUAUGACAACCUGCCCCAGUACAACUCGUGGAUAAAAGUGCUUUAUGACUUCGUGAUGGAUGAUACAAUCAGCCCGUACUCACGCAUGAAAAGGCAUUUAAAGGGGGAAGUGAAACAAGAUUAAACUUCUGGCAACCAAAAAGACUCUGCAAUGUCUGCUUGCUUUGAAGUGGCUGG